Messenger RNA from Solanum lycopersicum (tomato), 1117 nucleotides. RefSeq lists its product as uncharacterized. Gene Ontology annotation, molecular function: protein binding. The record is from RefSeq and is a predicted model, not a curated record. Lineage: Eukaryota; Viridiplantae; Streptophyta; Magnoliopsida; Solanales; Solanaceae.
AAGCCCAAUUUCCAUUUCCACCAACCAAGCACAUGAGUAAUGAGUUUCAUGUCUAUCUAUGGCUUCUUCCAUUUCCAUUGACCCAUUUCCUCUUCGCCUUCAAUAUUCAAAUCACUUGGAACUAACUCUAUUUACAAUGUGGUCAGCCCCAAAUUUGCAGGCUAUGUCAUUGAGACCUCGCAUCAUUCAACCUCACUUCUGCAAUGACGGAUGCACUAAGUUCAGACAACACAUGUUUUUAGCUUGGUCCAGUAUCAACCGAGUCGAGAUCAACCACUGCUUUACUUCACAUCUCCAUAUGCAAUGUUGUGCAGUUUUAGCUGACACAACUAAGAUAGUUUCUGACAAUUUUCGUGGAAAUCGUUCUUUUGAUUCAAAAGCUAGAACUUUCAAACCUUUUGGACAAGCAUCCCAUUCUCUGUUGCUUGGACGAUGCCAAGUCAGGAGUGAAGAUUCAGAAGGAACCUUGAGUGGCGAAAGCAUCUUGCAAAAUGAAGAAACCUUGGCUCGAGAUUUAAGGACUGCUAUUAAAGAGGAGAACUAUGCUCAAGCAGCAAAAAUCAGGGAUCGCCUCCGGCUUCUCCAGGAGAAUAGUAAUGCAUCUGUACUAGCAGCAAAUGCUCGAUUUUACAAUGCUUUCAAGACUGGAGAUUUAGCUGCUAUGCAAGCCCUCUGGUCGAGGGGUGAGAAUACAUGCAUCGUGCACCCGGGGGUGAGUGGCAUAUCAGGCUAUGAUCUUGUAAUGGGAAGCUGGGAGUUUGUGUGGGCAGAAUAUGAUUUCCCACUAGAAAUAGAGAUCAGAGAUGUCCAAGUUCAUGUUAGAGGUGAUCUGGGGUACGUUACGUGCGUUGAAAUGGUCAAGACAAAGGGCAGCAGCUGGGGAAAACAGUUUGCUACUAAUGUGUUUGAGAAGGUUGAUGGACAAUGGUUCAUAUGUAUUCACCAUGCCUCUUAUAUUGACCUGUAAAUUGGGAACGAGAGAGCUGUUUUAGAGUGAGUGAGAAGAGUCUUAUCUUAUAUUAUCAUAGAUUUUGUAACCUAUUAUUAUUAAGUCAAACGAUAAAGCAUAAUUUGUUUGAUCAAACAUUUGAAUAACAAGAGUGCUUUUGUAGAGUAA